Messenger RNA from Colletotrichum higginsianum IMI 349063, 1182 nucleotides. RefSeq names its product triose-phosphate transporter. The transcript has 4 exons. The record is from RefSeq and is a predicted model, not a curated record. Bases 1 to 1182 code for a protein of 393 amino acids. Gene Ontology annotation, molecular function: antiporter activity. NCBI's taxonomy places the organism in Eukaryota, Fungi, Ascomycota, Sordariomycetes, Glomerellales, Glomerellaceae. Gene Ontology annotation, cellular component: trans-Golgi network; Golgi apparatus; endosome.
AUGAGUACGCUGCCGACGACCGAGAAGCCAGCCGGCUCCAGGGCUCUUCACCCUGCCCUUUUUAUUGCGAGUUGGAUCUUCUUCUCAAACCUCACAAUUCUGUUCAACAAAUGGCUGCUUGAUACAGCAGGCUUCAUUACUCCACGUCUAUUACUAACUUCUUCAUUAGCUGUCAUCUUGACAUGCUGGCAUCUUGUCUUCUCGACUUUUGCAACCCAGCUACUGGCGCGGUGCACAUCUCUCCUUGAUGGCCGGCACAAGGUUAAAAUGACGGGGCGCGUCUACCUGCGCGCUGUCGUGCCCAUCGGCCUGCUGUAUUCGGGCUCCCUCGUCUGCUCUAACCUCGUCUACCUGUACCUCUCCGUGUCUUUUAUCCAGAUGCUCAAGGCCGGUGCGCCUGUCGCUGUGCUCUUCGCCAGCUGGAUCUGGGGCGUUGCAGAACCCUCCAUGGCGACGUUCUACAACAUCCUGCUCAUCGUGGCCGGUGUCGGCCUAGCUUCCUUUGGCGAGAUCGAGUUCUCCUGGAUCGGCUUCAUCUUCCAGAUGGGCGGCAUCAUCUUUGAGGCCAUCCGCCUUGUCAUGAUCCAGGUCUUGCUCAAGGGCGACGAGAACGCGCAGAGGAUGGACCCCCUCGUGAGCUUGUAUUACUACGCCCCCGUCUGCGCUGUUAUGAAUAUCUUCGUCGCUUGGGCCAGCGAGUUCAGCUCCUUCAAGUUGGAGGACUUUCAGAAGACGGGCGUCACCAUGCUGCUACUCAACGCGGGUGUGGCGUUCAUGCUCAACGUGUCGAGCGUCUUUCUCAUUGGCAAGACGUCCGGCCUUGUCAUGACCCUCACCGGCAUCCUAAAGAACAUUCUUCUGAUCGGCGCGUCUGUCAUCAUCUGGAACACCAACAUCAGCUUCAUCCAGUUCAUUGGCUACGGCAUUGCUCUCUUUGGCCUCGUCGUCUACUCGACCGGCUGGGAGCAACUGAAGGGCUCGGCUGCUGGCGCCGUCGUUUGGGCCCGUACCGCUUGGAACUCGCACAGCUUUGAUGAGGGUCGCCUCUCGCCACUCGUCCGCCGCGCCAUCUUUUUUGGCCUGCUCACUCUUAUCACCGUGAUGCUUGUGCUCGGUUUUGCCUACAAGGGCUCAUCGGCACCGGCGGACUGGUUGGCCAAGGUGGGCACGACUAGCACUUAA